This is a messenger RNA of Arachis ipaensis, 1173 nucleotides long. The record is from RefSeq and is a predicted model, not a curated record. Lineage: Eukaryota; Viridiplantae; Streptophyta; Magnoliopsida; Fabales; Fabaceae.
AUGGUUACAAGGCAGAGACAGGGAACAGAAGCUUUGCAUGGAGGAACCCCAGACGAAGAGUUGUCGAUGAUGGUAAACCGGAGCGACGAUAAAGAUAAGGGCAGAAUCGUAAUCGUAGACUUAAUUUUAAAUGAAUGGAUUAAUGGCAGUAAUGGCAGUAGAAAUUAUGAUCGCGAGAAUAGUGCAACGGUUCAAUCUGUAACUGGCAAUAAUCAAGGAAGGUGCGUUAAUUUUGGGGGGCUAUAUAGCUGGGUUAUGUCAGGUCCUUUGUUGUUUUAUGGGGGUUUUAAUGAGAUAGUACAUGUGGAGGAAAGAAAAGGUGCAACUACUGUACCUCAGUCAGGGAAAGAAUUCAGGAACUGGAUACAAGAUAUGCAAUUAGUAGAUUUGGCACUCACUGAUCGCGAGUUUACAUGGUUUCGAGGUCGCUCUUGCAGUCAUAUAGAUAGAGCUCUGGUUAAUGUGGAGUGGCUUGAAGCGUUUCCAGAAACUUGGUUACGAGGGGGCCAAGGGAAUUGUCAGAUCAUUGCCCCCAUAAUACUGGAGGACAAAACGCUGAGGGGAGGUCCAAGGCCGUUCCGAAGUCUAGAUUCGUGGUUUACACAUGAUGGAUUUCUCAGUAUGGUUAAAGAGGAAUGGAGAGGUUUGGGGGAGAUACAGUUCACAGAUAAAUUGAAGAUGGACAGUAAGAUCACAAAGUUUGAGGAAGAAAUCAAGAGAGUUGAUGAUAUGGUUAGCAAUGGAGUAUAUGAUACCACGAUGGAGGCUAGAAGAAAGGUGCUGGUUACUUGUUGUGAGAGAUGGUAUGUAAGGAAGGAAAUGCAUUGGAAACAGAUGUCUCGGUCUCGGCACGCGAAGGAGAUGGACAAAAAUACAAGAUACUUUCACAAUAUGGCUUCAGCAAGAAGAUGGAACAAUAAGAUUGAUACACUAGUGAUAAACGGUAGAACGGUCAGAAAUCAAGCGAGAAUCAAGAUAGCCAUCAGAGAGUUUUACAAAGAAUUAUAUCAUCAGGAAGCUACUCCAAUGAUGGGCUUUAGAGAUGGUCUGGUGGGAAAGAUAGAUGAGGAUGAUGUUGUGACCUUAGAGAGGAUGCCGUCGGCUGAGGAGAUCAGAGAGGCUGUGUGGGACUGCGAGUCCUCUAAGGUGCCAGGCUGUGAUGGUACAACAUGA